AUGGCUGUACUUGAGACGACAGAACCAGGGCCAUCUGGGGCUGACGACGAUGAGUCCGAAGAGGAAGAGGAGGAAGAGGAGGAAGGGGAGGAAGGGGAGGAACGGGAAGGGCAAGAGGAGCAAGAGGAUGGACAAGAGGAGCAAGAGGAUGAACAAGAGGAUGAACAAGAGGAGGAACAAGAAGAAGAGCAAGAGGAGGAGCAAGAGCAGGAGCAAGAGGAGCAGAAAGAAGAUACAGUGGUGGAGUUCCAAGACAGGUCAGAGGAGGCAGACGGAGAGGCAGAACAGCCUCAGGUUGUGGUGGCGGAGAUGGGUGUUGCUCUGGCCUUAGACACUGCCCGGAGAUCCUCUCAUCAGUUGCUCCGAGGCCGAGCAGUGGAGCGGCAUGCUUCCCCCAGAGGCAACUGCUCCCUGGGAAGUCUGCGACGAGGUGUGCUCCCUUUCAUGCGCCGGCGCGGAAUUGAAGCUUCCUCGUCCGGUGUACGACCGGCUCUACAAGUACCAACGACAGGGUGCAGUAUGGAUGUGGAAUUUGUACCAGAGAGGCAAUGGUGGCAUAUUGGCCGACGAGAUGGGCCUGGGCAAGACAGUGCAGGCUGCAGCCUUCCUCGCUUGCCUGAAGUUCACAAAUCAAGGAGAUCGCGGUUCCUGGUGGUUGUUCCAGUCACGCUCCUCGAGCAGUGGCGCCGUGAGUUGGAAACUUGGGCGCAAAACACUGGCCUGGCGAUCCACGUGAUGCAUGGCGCGCUGCACGAAAGGAAGGCGGCGAUCAGGGGCUUUGUGGCACGUGGCGGAGUCCUACUGAUCUCCUACGAUUUGGUUCGAACUUGUCUCUACCAAAUCCGCACUGCCGGCUUGACAGAAGCCAGCGCAUCCUUACCGCGCAAGCGGAAACGGUGCGACAGGCGAGGCUGUCGCGAUGAUGACAGCCCCAGCGAGGAGGAAGCAGCAGCUCGGCCCGAUCCUGACGAGAAGCAGCCAUGGGAUGUGCUGAUUGUGGACGAAGGGCAUCAGAUCAAGAACCCAUCGUCGCAGUGCGGCCGUGCCCUGCGCCGAAUCAACGCCCGGAGCCGUGUGCUGCUGACGGGGACACCACUCCAGAACAAGUUGAGUGAUUUGUGGGCCCUCAUGGAUUUUGCACAACCUGGCCUUCUUGGCAACCACGCAACCUUCGAAAGAAACUUCUCGGAGCAGAUUGCCAAGGGCUCCAAACGAAAUGCCUCUCGGUUUGCUGUGGAACUCAAAGACCACCUCGCUCGCGAGCUCAAGCGCCUCACUGCGCCUCACUUCUUGCGGCGGCUGAAGUGUGAAGUCGCCGGCGCCGGCGCACCUGAAGCCGCGAGACCCAACGAGCUGCCUCCGAAGACCGAUGUGGUGCUGUGGUUAAACUUGACCUCCGCACAGACGGAGCUCUACAACCUGUUUCUGACCAGCGAGCUGGUGAGCAAGGCACGCGGCGGCACCAAAUGCGGCAUGGAGGCAUUGCGGGCGAUUGCCAUGCUCAAGAAGCUGUGCGGGCACCCACUGAUGUGCUUGCCUCCCGACGAGUACAAUCAGUGGCGCGCACGGACUCUUCAGUCGCAACCUGUGCCAGCUGAACAAGAAUCUAGAGCUGUGCCCUGUGAAACUACACAGGAUGCCACGCAAGAGGCUCCAGAGUGUCGGGAACUUCUGCCUCGCUUGCGAGCUCUCUUGCCAAAUUCUGCGCAGGGUGCAGCACUGUUGUCGACCAAGCUCCGUGUACUUUCGGUGCUGUUGCCACAGCUGCAGAAGCGAGGCCACCGAUGCCUCAUCUUUUCCCAGAACGUGCGGAUGCUGGAUCUCAUCCAGGGCUGUGUGCUGAGAGUCUUGGGCCUGAAGUUCUUGCGCAUUGACGGCAGCAUUGAUCCCAAGGAUCGCGACUUGAAGCUGCAGAAGUUUCAGCAAGAGGGAUCGAAGUAUUUUGCACUUUGUAUGAGCAUGCAAGUUGGUGGAACUGGACUCACUGUGACGGGUGCAAACAGGGUCAUCCUGGUCGAUCCAGCUUGGAACCCCUCAGCUGAUGCUCAAGCAAUUGACCGUGUACAUCGCAUUGGUCAGAAGCAGGAGGUAGUCGUGUACAGGCUCAUUGGCUCCGGUGCCAUCGAGGACAAGAUGUUUCGCCUUCAGAUCUUCAAAGGCGGCCUCUCGAAGACCUUCAUGGAGCACGAACAGCAAGUCCGCUUUUUCACUCACCAGCAGCUGAAAGCCCUGUUCGAGCCUCCCAACCAGUCGAUGUCCACGCAGACCUUGAUGGCCGAGCAGAUCGGAACAGAGGCGCUCGAGCAUGAAGACCUCCUGAAAGUGGUCGCUGGCGAUGUUGGAAGCACAGAUGACCCUCAAGCCCUGGCGUUUUGGCAGAGUUCUGACGUUCUGGGCUUCUCCGACUAUCAGCGGCUCUUCAUGUUCCUGGAGCAAACCGAACCUCCCGAACAAGAGGUUGUGGAGCAGGCCCGAGAAAUGGCAGCCAGGUUGAAGAGCGAGGAGUAUGUGAAGGAUCAGGUCAUUCAAGGAAAGUGGCGUGGAGAAAGAUUUGCAAAGGAGAAUGUGAAUCCACAGACGGACUCCUUGCCUUUGCAGGAUUCCUGA
This is a messenger RNA of Effrenium voratum, 2607 nucleotides long. The record is from the annotation of a GenBank genome assembly. Lineage: Eukaryota; Dinophyceae; Suessiales; Symbiodiniaceae.